Messenger RNA from Mus musculus (house mouse), 3008 nucleotides. RefSeq names its product ring finger protein 114 (gene Rnf114). The transcript has 8 exons. Lineage: Eukaryota; Metazoa; Chordata; Mammalia; Rodentia; Muridae. The record is from RefSeq and is marked validated. Gene Ontology annotation, molecular function: ubiquitin protein ligase activity. The coding region runs from base 877 to 1566 and encodes 229 amino acids. Gene Ontology annotation, biological process: protein ubiquitination. Gene Ontology annotation, cellular component: nucleus; cytosol; cytoplasm.
GGAGCCAGUGCUGCGACCAGCCGCCCGGAGCCGCCGCGGCCGCGGGACAGAGCCGAGGGCCUGGCCGGUGACAGCGCGCGCAGGGGUCCACCCUCCUGCCCCACCCGCACUCACCCACCGCUGCCUGCCAGGAAAGCGAGCGCCUCCAAAGCACAGGCCCACACGGCCCGGCCGCUCCCGCCGGCUCCGGGAACCGAGAACAGUACCGGGGGCAAAAGCAGCCCGGAAGUAUUUGUUCCGGAAGUGACGCACGAAGGCGGGCCCUGAGGAAGGCUGGAUCGCGGCUGCGCGCUGGGCCCAGGCGUGAGCGGCGGAAGCCUGUGGCGAGCUGGUGUACGCGAGGAACGGAGAGGCGGCGGCAGUAGGCGGAGGGCAAGCGCUUCUCCGUAGAACCGGACCUCACUCCUAGGGACCGCGGGGAGGCACGAGCGGAACCCGGAAGCAAAUUAACUGGAAGUGACGCGCGGAGCUUCACCGACGCUGGCUGGCCGGGUUGUCAUGGAAACAGGUUGCUGAGCGAGCGGGGAGAUUGGUUUUUGUUUUCUUGGGGUUUUUUUUCACCUCAUCAACUUCCCCUUGGUCAGGACAGUGCUGGAGAGCCCGGACUGACAGGAAGACCUGCGAUCCCAUUUCAAUGAAGGAACGACGGAGGUCAUGCGAGACUGGAGAGGGCCUUGGGUGUUACUGCUGGCUAUGGAGGUGUUUUGCCUGCAUAUACUCUGUACAGCACAUCUGUGACCAGUGCCCACUGAGGACAGAAGAGGGGGUCAGGUCCCUUAAAGCUGGAGUUAAAGUUGAUUGGGAGCUGCCUAAUGUGGGUGCUAGGAGCCCAACUCAGGUCGUCUAGAAGAGCACGCGACGCUCCUCAGCGGCAAGAUGGCGGCGGCGCAGCCGGAGUCCCGAGAUGGAGCCGCGCAGUCGGCGAAGCCGGCGUCCGAGACGGACCCCCUCAGCCGCUUUACGUGUCCCGUGUGCCUGGAAGUAUUCGAGAAGCCGGUGCAGGUGCCCUGCGGACACGUCUUUUGCUCUGCAUGCCUGCAGGAAUGUCUGAAGCCGAAGAAACCUGUCUGUGGGGUGUGUCGCAGCGCUCUGGCACCUGGCGUCCGAGCUGUGGAGCUCGAGCGGCAGAUCGAGAGCAUAGAGACUUCUUGCCAUGGCUGCCGUAAGAAUUUCAUCCUAUCUAAGAUCCGGGCCCAUGUGACGUCAUGUUCCAAAUACCAGAAUUACAUCAUGGAAGGUGUAAAGGCCACCACCAAGGAUGCAUCCCUUCAGCCGAGAAACAUCCCAAACCGAUACACCUUUCCUUGUCCUUACUGUCCCGAGAAGAACUUUGAUCAGGAAGGACUCGUGGAGCACUGCAAACUCACUCACAGCACCGAUACCAAGUCUGUGGUUUGUCCCAUCUGUGCCUCGAUGCCCUGGGGAGACCCCAGCUACCGCAGUGCCAACUUCAUGGAGCAUAUCCAACGCCGUCACCGCUUUUCCUACGACACUUUUGUGGAUUACGAUGUUGAUGAAGAUGACAUGAUAAACCAGGUGUUGCAGCGCUCCAUCAUUGACCAAUGAAUCGGGUCCUGGCUGUCCACCUCACUCUAGAGCUUCCAUUGUGCAUUAGGUGUGAGCCCUUGACUCUUGCACCUCACAUGUAAUGCAGAUCUGGAAUUGAGCCAUGGCACCAGACAGGGUCACUUCUUCAAGGGUGAUGGGGCCCUAGGGCAGAGAGAGCCCUGUUUCCUCUGGGCUCUUGCCAGCAUUGUCUUCCCCACUGGUGACCUUGUUUGUCCCAUGGUCUGCUUUCACCACACCUCAGCUACUGCCUGCUUUAAGAAGAGCCCAGCUUCUUCUCCUACAGGAUCUUAAUCGCAUUCAUCCUGUUGCCCAGUGUUCAUCUCUCAGGUCCUUCUAGCCAGCCAGGACCUUCCCUGGGCUGUGAAUAGCACAAUAAAGCAGGGACUCCUUUCCUUGGCCCUGAGGUGCCUUGGUUCUGCAGUUUACUGGGCCAGGGCUCUGCUCCUCUCCUCCUGGGUGACAUCGCAGUCUGAUGGGGGAAGUUUUGGUUACUGCUGUUUCCCUACACCUGCACAUCUGUACACCUGAGGGCUUAAAUGCCUGAUGGUGCCUUUUUAGGAUAAGGUAUCACCAUAGAAUUGUAGUGGAAAUGUUGGGUAGCAAAGAUGGGGUGUGUUCAUGUGUAAGUAGGGAGAAGGUGUAGGGUGUGUGGCUUUUUGGUUUACUUUGAUGCUGAUGAGUGUUCUCAGGUGGCUGGGUCGUGUGCCCCUCUUAUUGAGUAUAUGCUGACAUUCUUGCUCUGAAGAGUGUUGGAGGGAGGCACCGACUGCUGGGUGCUGCUUGGUAACUUGAUGAGCCUGAGCAGUAUUGCUGCCUCCUUGUGCAAGUAUGUUUUAAACCCUGCCUUUUGUUGUGGAGGCAGUGGUAAAGCCAGGGUCAUACCUGGGAAGUUAAAGUUAGGCCCCUGCACAGUCGAGGGAGGCGGUCUGCUGAGGCUUUCUUGAGCAGCAGCUAUAACAGCUGGAAAUGCAGUCAUGUUACAGAGCACAAGGAAGAGCACCUCCAGUCAGUUCCACAGGACAGACCCUCUACCAGGCCUGGGGCUUGGGAGUGAGUCUUCUUUCUGGUCAUGGGGCUCUGGUCCAUCUGAGACUGCAUGUAACAUUGUACUUGUGGCACCACGCCUCCACAGUGGUGCCUCUGCCUGCCAGGGCCAAGCCAGCCCAGAUGCCAGCAGAGUCGGACAGGAUCAUUUUCCCAACGUUACUGCUUCUUCACUGUACCCUCUGGAAAGGUUUGCUCAGGAGAUGUGUGGAGGGAGGUUCAACAAGACCUGCCCCGAGCAACUGGGAAAGGCACAGGUGUGCCACAGUGCAGCAGGGACCUCUUGUCCUUCAUCACACUCGCUGUUUCUAAUAUGACUUUCCAGAAAGUGUGGUUAUGUUCUGUCUUAUAGAAAGUGAAAUAUAAAUAAAUUUCAUAAUUUAUCCAACCAGUAA